GAAAAUAACUUAAACGUUUUAAGACGUACACUCGAGAUUAGCCAACACAAUUUAUAUUGAUUUGUAUUUUAUAAAACAACAAUCAUAUAUUUUUCAAAAAACAAAUUACAAUUAUUACAUUGGUUUAGAAUCGUUUUGAAACCCGUAGCUCGUCCGUGAAAAUAUAAUAUAUAAAAUGCCAAUAUUACAAAUUGACACAAAUGUUCAGCCUUCGAAAAUACCGUCAGAUUUUGGAAUUAAAACGGCUGAAUUAAUGGCAGACAUGUUUAGUACACCAAAAAACUUUUCCGUAGUGCACGUAAACGCUAAUCAAAAUAUUUAUUGGCACGGCGUGGAUGGCUGUUGCGUCUUGGGAACGUUGAAGAUAGUGGGCGGUUCGGGGAAAAUAACUCCCGAACAAAAUGUAAAGCACGCUCAAGUACUGGUAAAGCACAUUGUAGAUUACUUCAAAAUACCAGACAAAAACAUAUCAAUAUCAUUUGUCGAACAGGAAGCGAGCAACGUAACAGUAUUCAGCACUACUGUCUUAGCGUUUUUACAAAAUUAACAAUAUAAUUAAUUUACUGUACAACAAAGUAUUUUACAUAUUAGUUUAAUUUCAUUUUUUUUUUUUAACCAUUUAAAAAAAAUCAACUGCUCUAGAACGUUUUGCAACAUUGAUGUUCAAUAAAUUAUCGGUCAAGUUUUUAGGUACAUCAUAUUGUUUCUUUUCGCUUGUGGGUGUAGAUUUUUUCAAAUCACUUUUCAACUGUGAAAUAGCUGGUGAUCGAGUGGGCGUCGAUUGUGGCGAUGGGCUGUAAGACGCUCUCAAUGCAAAAUCUCUUCUUCUAUCACUGCUUAAACGGUUAGAUACUAAACGUUGUGCAGCCGGUGACAUGGUAUUCAAUCUGUCCAAUGGACUUGUCAUUA
Adelges cooleyi (spruce gall adelgid) is the source of this 909-nucleotide messenger RNA. Its product is annotated as macrophage migration inhibitory factor homolog. Gene Ontology annotation, molecular function: cytokine activity; phenylpyruvate tautomerase activity. The coding region runs from base 176 to 547 and encodes 123 amino acids. The transcript is spliced from 3 exons. The record is from RefSeq and is a predicted model, not a curated record. Lineage: Eukaryota; Metazoa; Arthropoda; Insecta; Hemiptera; Adelgidae.